Messenger RNA from Musa acuminata AAA Group (dessert banana), 1652 nucleotides. Its product is annotated as F-box/kelch-repeat protein SKIP20-like. Gene Ontology annotation, cellular component: cytosol. The transcript has a single exon. Gene Ontology annotation, biological process: negative regulation of cytokinin-activated signaling pathway; regulation of phenylpropanoid metabolic process. Lineage: Eukaryota; Viridiplantae; Streptophyta; Magnoliopsida; Zingiberales; Musaceae. The coding region runs from base 242 to 1426 and encodes 394 amino acids. The record is from RefSeq and is a predicted model, not a curated record. Gene Ontology annotation, molecular function: protein binding.
GCAUUUUGUUCAAAUUACGGAUGUAAAUGUCAACCCAUGAACAGCACAUUCAAUUCAUUCAUAUCCACAAGAAUCUUCCAAUCCCCAUGCACUCAACUUGCCCUUAUCUAAAGCUCUACAUAAACCCCCAAUCCCCUUCACAUUCAAUUGUCACCACAAGGCUUCAGUCUUAUAGUGAGAGAUUGCUAGAGCAAGAUAUACACAUAGAAAGGCAUAGCUGAAAGAGAAGAGAGAGAUUAGAAUGAAGGAAAAAAGAGGAAGAGAGAUGGAGAGAAAAGAAGAGGGAAGGCAAGCUUUGAUACCGGGAUUACCGGACGACAUAGCUUUGGACUGCCUCGCCCGAGUCCCGCACCGAUUCCACUCGGGUCUCCGACUCGUCUGCUAUGGUUGGCGGGAUCUGGCCACCGGCCCGUGCUUCUACCAGCACCGGGAGCGUAUUGGGGCGGCGGAGGACCUGAUCUUCCUCGUCCAAGCCCUCGUCAAGAAGGGCUCCGGAGACGGCGGCGAGGCUAAGGAAGAGGAUGAGGCGGAGAAUGGCUGCUCCGCCGCAGUGUGCAGCCCGCCGACCUACGGGCUGAGCAUGUACAACGCGACCGAGGGAUCGUGGCACCGGGUGGUGAUGGCGGAGCCGGUGCCGCUCUUUGCCCAUGUCGUGGCGGUGGGCGGAAAGCUGGUGAUGGUCGGGGGUUGGGACCCUGUGACCCUCGAGCCGGUGGCAGAGGUGCGGGUGCUGGAUCUGGCGCGGGGGGAGUGGCGGCGGGGUGCGGCGAUGACCGCGGCGCGCAGCUUCUUCGGGUGCGCGGCUGUGGCGGGGAGGGUGUACGUCGCCGGGGGCCACGACGCGGGGAAGAACGCGCUGCGGGAGGCGGAGGCGUACGACGCCGCGGCGGACCAGUGGGCUGCGAUGCCGGCGAUGGGGGAGGAGCGGGACGAGUGCAAGGGGGUGGCUGCGGGUGGGCAAUUCUGGGCGGUGAGCGGGUACGGGACGGAGGAGCAGGGGAUGUUCGGCGGCGCGUCGGAGCGGUACGACGAGGCGGCAGGGGAGUGGCGGAGGGAGGAGGGGGCGUCGGAGGCGGCGGCGGAGGGUGGGAGCGGCGGCGGCGACGCCGCGUACGUGGGGGUGGCCAGGGGUAGGAUGUGGAGCGUGGAGUGCGGCGGGGGGAGGAGAGGGGUACGGGAGUACGCGGGGAGUGGAAGGGGAUGGAAGGAGGUAGCGCCGCUGCCAGAGGGUGCGAUGUCGAGGCCGUGCGCGGCGGCGAUGGGCGGCGGGGAGAGGGUGUUCCUGAUGGCGGCGACGGCGGAGGGGAACGGGAGUGGGCCCCACCGGGGGUGGAUCCUGGAAGCGGGGUCCGCGAAUUGGGCCCGAGUCGAGACCCCGGUCCGGUUCUCCGGGUUCGCUUACUCGGCCGCUGCGGUCCGGCUUUAAAUCAUUAGACGUCGGUCGAACCGGUCCACUCCCCCAUCCCCAAAUCCUGUAAAUUAUGCCUCUAAUUUGGAGACUCCUUAAUCAUACUUAUACUAUAAUCACCGUUAAAUCCUUCAAUCUCAAGCAAUUUGUAUUUGGGUAAAAGCCACCUGUUGCUUUGAUCACUCUCCACAUGUUGUAAUCUCAAUCUUGUCAUAUCUCAUAUUAAUUCCUUCAUUCGAGUUGA